Molecule: messenger RNA, 3722 nt
Organism: Rhopilema esculentum
Lineage: Eukaryota; Metazoa; Cnidaria; Scyphozoa; Rhizostomeae; Rhizostomatidae
Source: RefSeq, a predicted model, not a curated record
CCUCUUUUUCAUUUGAUCAUCAUUUCCUGCUCAUUUUGUACUCUGUCGGAUUUGAGUAGGAGCCAGGUGAUGAAAACAAGGAAAUAUUGGACCAAAAGCUCAAAAGGUUGCAGUUGGUAUCUGUGAAAACAAUUCUAAGCUACCUUCAGGACAUAGAGGAUCAUCAUGUAUUCAAUAACCAUCAUUCUGACAUGCCUAGCAACUUAUACAUAUGCCCAAGGAAAUUCAAAUCCAUGUGCAGUGUUUGAUUCUUGUGCAGCUUGCAUCACUGGAGGGCCAGAUUGUGUCUGGUGUGGAGAUGAGAAUUAUAACCUUAUUAUCAAAAGGCCAAGGUGUGACUUGAGGUCAAAGAUGAACAGUACGUGUCACAAUAAAACAGAUCCAAGCAGCACGUUCAACAAACCUCUAAGCAACAAAGAACUUGACUCUAAUACCCAAUUCACACCACAGACCUUAAAUCUAAACCUACGAGUUGACCAACCUGCAAAAUUUCAAGUAAAGGUGAAGCCAGCAGAAAACUACCCAGUGGAUCUAUACUAUCUUAUGGAUUUAUCUUUUUCCAUGAAUGAUGAUCUUGAAAAUUUAAAAAAUCUUGGAGCUGGAAUCUCAUCUGCUAUUGGCUCUGUUACAACAAAUUACAGACUUGCUUUUGGAUCUUUUGUUGACAAAGCAGUUUCUCCAUUUGUUCAAAUUGAGAACGAAACACCAUGCCCUCAAUGCAGAAAAACAUUUGGUUAUAUUCACAACAUGAAUUUCACAACAAAUGCCAAUGAAUUUGCAAAUGGUGUGCGUAAACAGACAAUAUCUGGAAAUCUUGACAAACCAGAGGGAGGUUUUGAUGCUCUGAUGCAGUUGGCUGUUUGUGAAAAGAAAAUUGGCUGGAGGUCAAAGAGUUCUUCGAGAAGAAUUGUUAUUUACGUUACUGAUGAUUCAUUCCAUAGUGCAGGUGAUGGGAAGAUUGGAGGUAUUGUCACCCAAAAUGAUGGAGAAUGCCACAUGAAUGAUGCUAACACAUAUUCAAAGAGCACUGUCAUGGAUUAUCCAUCAGUUGGAUUUCUAAGAGCGAAAUUAAGAGAAAGCAAGAUUGUUCCAAUUCUUGCAGUAACAAGCCGAGUAAAAUCACUGUAUGAUAGUCUUGCUGGGGAGUGGAAAGACCUGGGUACAACUGUUGGUACUCUGUCUAGUGAUUCGAGCAAUAUUGUCAGCUUGAUAAAAAAGAAUUAUGAGAAAAUAUCUUCUACGGUGCGGCUUGUAGACAGUCAACCUAGCGAUUUCAAAAUAGAAUAUAAACCAAUAAAAUGCAGCCAAGUUGCAGGGGACAACGAGUGCAAGAACGUCAAAAUUAACGAAGAAGUGGUUUUUGAGGUCUCAGUCACCCCACAACGAUGCUCAGAAGCUGUCAAGAAGCUCAAAAGUUUUGAUAUCAGCAUUAUUGGUUUUGGUGACGUAAAAGUAAAUGUGGAUGUCAAAUGCGACUGCGAUUGUGAAAAGCAACCCCAAGCUAUGAAGAACAGCACAAGAUGCAAUUCCGCUGGAACAUUUGCAUGUGGUAAAUGCUAUUGCGACGCUGGAAAGUAUGGUUCAGAUUGCAAAUGCACAGAUGCGUCAGCUGUCGAUGAUUCUCAAUGCAGAGCCAAUAAUGCAACAACAGGACAUGUUUGCAGUAAAUCUGGUACGUGUAUUUGUGGAUCCUGUCAGUGCACACCACGCAAGCAUCCGGCUGAGAAAAUCUCAGGGACGUUUUGUGAAUGCAGAAAUUUUGGCUGCGAUUUACACAACGGGAAAGAGUGCGGAGGGCCUGACCAAGGAGUUUGUGAAUGCAACAAAUGCACAUGUAAGGGGGUCUGGAUCGGAAGUAACUGCGGACAGAAAAACUGCACUUUAGUCGAAAAGGACUGCGUCAAAAAUGGGGUUGUCUGCGGUGGACGCGGGAAAUGUGAUUGUGGAGUGUGCAACUGUGAUGUUGGAUACAGGGGAACACAUUGCGAAGCCUGUCCGUCUUGCCCUGGCCAAUGCUCUCGUAAACGGGAUUGUGUUUUCUGCCAAGCAUUCAAUCGUGGAAGUCCUGAAACUUGCAAGAACUGUUCACUGCAUAUCAUCAAGACAAAUGUUACAACUUACGGUCAGAAAUGUGAAGUCCCCGAUAACGAUGGCUGCUUUGUUGUUUUCUCCUAUUCUGUUGCUGAUGAUGGAAAUACAACUGUUUGGGUUAACCCCAAAAAAGCUUGCCCUCAGACUAUCUCAAGUGAAGCCAACGUAUUGGCUAUUGUCCUCGGAAUCAUUGGUGGCCUCUUGUUGGCGGCUAUAGUUGCGCUCCUUAUUUGGAAGCUAUUGGUGUCUACUUACGAUAACUACGAAUAUUCAAAGUUUGAAAAGGAAAGAACAAGCUCAAGGUGGAAUAAGGCCGAGAACCCCAUUUACAAGGGGGCCAAGCAGAAGUACGACAACCCAGUUUAUGCUGGACAACGCCAGUGAUUCAGCUGAAGUCUUGUGGAGCAAAAUUUACAAUUUUGCAUAUUUAUAAUGAGCCUGAAUCGCAGAAAAUGAUAUCGAGGUCAACAAAAAUGAGGCUAUCGAUUGGAACAUCUGAUUAUUACGUUUGAUAACCCUCAUUAUUAUGGACAGACCUAUGAUCCAGAAAUUACCUUAGAAGUAUCAUCUUUUCAUAUCUAACAUCAUAAAACUAUAUAAAUAAUACUUAUCUUUUCGUAAAGAUUUUACAGUGUAAUCGUAAAGCUCAUCUAAUUGAAGGCAACUACCCGGCCUUCCAGCCCCCCACCCCAACCUCCCCAACCUCCCCCGCCAUGUUUAGCUAUGUAGAACAUGUGUGCGAAAUAUUGCAAUUUAUCCUGGAACUUGUCACCAUACUACACUGGGAUGUCAGUAGAUAAACAUUAUUUUUACACAUAUCUGUUGUAGGCCUAUUAUUGCAGCUCAUUUUUAAUGUGCUCGAAUUUUUUAAUAAUUUGCUACGCGUUUUAUAACAGUUUUCAUGAAAUUAGUUGUUUAGGCUACUUAAACUUAAACAACCAUUUUUUUAUCAAUAAUUUUAGGCUUCGUUUACACGAGAAAUUUUCGAACGGUUCCAAAUGGAUCUUUUUUCUAAGCGACCCCGUUUUGAUACGGUUAGCAGUUCCGUUUGGACCGGUUCCGACCGGUCCCCUGUAAACGGGAGGCCUAACCGUGCUUAUUUUAGUACUAUUUAAAAUGAAAGUGGUCCCGUGUAAACGGAAGGCUUAAUAGAGCUUGUUUUGGUACAGUUCAAAAUGGAAGUCGUCUCGUGUAAACGGAAGGCCUAACCGUGCUCAUUUAGCACCGUUCGAAAUGGAACCGGUUUCGUGUAAACGCUGCCUUGGAUACUUUAAUUCCAGGUUUUCCAGUUUGUUCUUCUUAUGUUUCGAAAUUUUUAUAAUAUUGCUGAUCACACUUUAAGAUCUACUUAUACAAAUUUAACAAAUUUAUAUCACUUUUUGAAUAAAUGUUUGCUCAUUUGAUGGCUUAUUUCUAACCAUUUUGAUCUUGUUACAUCACAUUUUGAUAAAAAAGGAGUUUGUACAUCGCAAAUAUUAAAUAUUUACAAGUACCUUGUUUGAUAAUGUUUUUAAUUGUGUAGUUUUUCGUCUUAUGUGCUUCAUCUGAAGUUAGAUAAUUUCUCUAGUUCGUUUUUUGAUUAUUUAAUAUUUGUAUUUAGAUUUUUUUUAUUAAAGCGAUAAAGGUAUAAU